AUGACGCCAUUACCCGCGUUCAAAAUCUUACGCAACGUCGCCGACGACGAGCGCGAGGGCAUCCUCCGAGAGGUCUUGCUUCUCAGCAACGGCAGCUACAUGUCGACGCUAUCCAAGGGUCAGAGCCAGCACCUGGCCGACAAGUAUAACUGCCACGUUUCCACCAUUCACCGGGUCCUCGCUCUUGCGAAGCAGCAGGGUGUCGGACAUGGCAACAUGAAGGUCACUAAAGUCUGUUGCAACUACCGCACGGAAGAAGUGCAGAGUUGA
Messenger RNA from Aphanomyces astaci, 270 nucleotides. RefSeq lists its product as hypothetical. The transcript is spliced from 2 exons. The record is from RefSeq and is a predicted model, not a curated record. Bases 1 to 270 code for a protein of 89 amino acids. NCBI's taxonomy places the organism in Eukaryota, Oomycota, Saprolegniomycetes, Saprolegniales, Verrucalvaceae.